AAGUUCCACUUAUACCAAAGACCCUUUUUAUCCAGAUACCCAGAACAGAACCAGAAUCAAAAGCCAAGAGGAGGCCGGAGCCACGGCUCAUUAGGCUAAUCCUCCGCCUUGCGGCGUCGGCACACCAGGUUCUAGUCCCGGUCGGGGCGCCGGAUUCUGUCCCAGUUGCCCCUCUUCCAGGACAGCUCUCUGCUGUGGCCAGGGAGGGCAGUGGAGGAUGGCCCAAGUGCUUGGGCCCUGAACCCCAUGGGAGACCAGGAUAAGUACAUGGCUCCUGCCAUCAGAUCAGCACGGUGAGCCGGCCGCAGCGCGCUGGCUGUGGCGGCCAUUGGAGGGUGAACCAAUGGCAAAAGGAAGACCUUUCUCUCUGUCUCUCUCUCUCUCACUGUCCACUCUGCCUGUCAAAAAAAAAAAAGCCAAGGGGAAAGUGAGCAGCGGAAUAUAAGUCAGAAAAUCAGUGCUCUGAAUUUCAGGAACUUAAUCAUAAAAUAACUUCUGGAAAUUUUAUUAGUUUGUUUACUUUUGUCUUAUAUAGAAUUCAAAUAAGUUAGGCUUCUGAGCCAAUAAAGAAAUUAGAAGCAGAAAACUGUGGCCUGUAUUGCAUAAAGAUGGGUAAGGUAUUGAGUUUAAGGAGAUUCCUGUGUGCACAGUGACAGAGAUUCCUGCUACUGGCCAAUUCAAUGUUUUUAAGCAGACUUUAAAAGGCUCUUUUCUCUCAACAGACCAAUUAUAAAAGACACACACACACACACACACACACACCUGGUCCACAGGUACAGAACAUGAUGAACAGAGGCUACCCUGGGUGGGCAGAUGCAGUACCUACCAGGUUAGGGCAUGGGAUGUGGGAUCUGCUCCAUCCUCAGCCACGAGCCUCUGGCAAGUACACAAAUGCACAGCAUAUGCUAUGGCCCUUCUAAUUGCAUCAUCAAGAGAGGUAAUGACAAUAAGUAUCAGAAGAAUGGUAAGGACACACAAGAAUACAAGAAUAUUUUUGGGGGGCCAGAAAGUGCAGGGCUAAAUCACAGUCCCUCACCUUCUCAUGGCACCUGUAGGCGUGAAAGUAAUAAGAAAUCAAUGCUGAUAAUACCCACAGAAACAUUGAGAAAGUUUCAGUUGUGUCCCAUGUGGCUUGUGGUAGAGGCAAUAGAACUGUUGAGACAUGUUUUAGGGUGAAGGAUGGAAGUGAAGGUGACCCCUAUGUUCAGACACUUGUUCCAUGAUCCAGGUGGGUAAUGAUGGUUGUUUGGCCUGAAGAGUAGCAGUAGCUUCAGAGAGAUGACAAAAUUCUGGAUAUAUUGAAAAAGUAGUUAAUAGUGUUUGCUGCUGAAUAAGUGCAGCAGGUGAUAACAAGACUAGAAUCAAGUGUGAUACCUAGAUUUUUGGUCUAUGUAAUUGGAAGAAUGGAACUGUCACUAAUAGAGAUAGGGAAUCCUUCAGAAGGAGUGACUAUGCAGCAGAAGACAGAGGAGUUCAAUUUUGUAUUUAAGUUUAAUAACUCAAUGGUUAAAUUUAACAUUUCAGUGGGGAUAUAGUAUAGGUACCUAGAUAUAAAUUGAAUUCAGAAUAGAAAUAGCAGUUCAGAAAUCAUGAGAUAUAUGUAAAUCUAGAAACCGUAGUCUGUAAAGUCAUAGGGCUGAAUAAAAUCAUGGGGGUAUAAGUGUAGACAGAGAAGAAGUCAAAGGUUUGAAUCUUGGGCUUCAUAGCAUUGAGACUUGAGGAAAAUGAGCAGGGGCCAACAAAAGAGACCUGGGAAGCAGCACCCACUCAGAAGGAAGGAAAAUAAGGAAGCCAGAAGAAGUAGGUAUGUCAAAGAAGAUGGAAGGAUUGUGCCAGAUGAUGGCCAACUUGGAAGAGAACAGAGAUUUGGACAUUUAAUUUAGCAAUGAGGAAGUCCUGGUCACUUGGAAAGAGAAAUUUUGGCAGAGAGAUGGGGUGAAAUCUGGUGAAGUGAGUUCAAGAAAUAGAAGAACUGAAAUUAGAGACACUUGUAAAGGGGAUCAAACAAGUGUGUAGACACCAGAAGAAAAUGUAGUGUCAAGAGAUUUAAAAAAGAGCAGGAAAAAUAAUAUAACUUCUAUGUGAUAAUGGAAAAUUCACAGCAGAGGAAAGAUUUGAUGAUGCAAGGGAACAGAGAAUCACUAGUGCAAUGUGUUUGAGUGAGUAGGGAUGGGCAGGAGAUUUUGUACACAAAAUGGAAAGGUGGGGCCUGAUGGGCACACACUUGGUAAGGGGAGAAGCUGAGGAACUGCACAGCUAAGGCAAGGGAUGAGUGUGUUUGUGGAACUUGUGGAAGUUCUCUUUCUGAUUCUGUUUAGGCAGUAAAAUAGGAAGCAACAAAGUGACAAACUUUGAUUGAAAAAUGCUUUGAUGAAUAAUAGAAGUCAUCUGCCAAUCAAGUCAGAUUGAAUUACAAGUCUGCAGUGCUUGAAAAGUCAAGAAGCAGAACAAAAAUAUUAAUCUACCUUGUUUUAAAAGAUAUUAUUAUUAUUAUUAACAACAGGACAUUUAUAUGUAGUUUGUAGGCUUAAAGGCUGACUUUCUCACUACCUCAGGAGCCUCAGUUAUGUCAGGAUAUGGUUUAUGCUAGGAACAGAGAAGUCCAUUGAACUGUAAAUUGCAUUAGGCAGAAAUUUUUUUCACACAUGAAUCUCUAAUAUCAAAAUUAUUUAAAAAUAAUUUUUAAAAAUUCUUUAAAUUAUUUAUGCUUUAUUUGAAAUGCAAAGAGACAGAAAAGGAGAUAGAGACAGAAAGAAAUCUUUCAUCUACUGGUUCACUCCCCAAAUUCUCACAAUGGACACAAAUGGACCAGGCUGCAACCAAGAGCCCAGAAUCAAAUCCAAGUCACUCACACUGUUGGAAGGGAGCCAAGCAGUUGAGCCAUCACCUGCUGCCCCCAUGGUGCUCAUCAGCAGGAAACUAGAACUGGGCUAAAACUUGAACACAGGCACUCCAUUAUGGGAUGUGGAUGUCCCAAGUUGUGCCUUAACCACUGUGCCAAAUGCCUACCUCACAUUAAAUAAUCAUUGAAUGAAUGAUAUCAAAACCAAGGGCAACAUGAGUAUUUUUCAUUUAAAAGUUUACAGCACUUAUUUUAAGUGAUUUGAUUCUACAAUUUCAAUUUUUCAUCAUUCAUGUGAAAGUGUCCAUAUGGUCACAAUGCUGCUAUUUUCCUCCAAACACUUGGUUCUUGUGAACUGAUUAAAGUAUAUUGUUUAUAGCUCUGCUAUUAUGGGAUAAUUUCAGAGGCUUCAAUGCAUAAACUCACUUUACAGUUGAAAGGCUGGCAGAAUCUCGGUGCAGAAUGUAAAUCUGCUCCCUGGUCUUAUCUGGCCCAAUCUUGUUAUUAAGUGGUUAUGGAAAUCAUAAUGUUUAAUGGGUAAAAUGCCGGGCACCAUCUGUUGGUGAGUUGGACACCUACACUGAGAAACCAAAUAUGAUUAUGAAAAUUCAAAACAGGGUCCUCUGGUAUUUAAGUUAUGCCAACUUAUUACCAUAUGGCAGGCAUUGUAAAAAUCAGAAGCUAAAUAGAAGCAUUAUACUUUGUGUUACAGGUCUGGGGGCCUGUUUGUAGUUGUCUUUUGUUUGAUCGUCUUUGUAAACAACAGGAUAACAAAGUAAGCUAAUUGUACUUUUUUCCCUUUGCUUGGCAAGAUGAGUUUCCUCAUGUAAAUCAAUAGACUGCCUACUGAUUGCUGUGCAAUCUUAAGAAAGCCGUGCAAGCACUUUUGCAAUCUAUCCCAGAAGCCUCAGAGAAAAGGUGCACUGCAGUAUGAGGUAAGCUCUUGAGUCAAGGAGACAGAUGACUUUGGCAUAGUAGAACAAGAGAAUAUAUUUUAGCUCCAGUUUGCUUGUUUAGCAGGCAUUGUUGUCAGAUACCAGUGAUAAGUAGGGAGUAAAACAACUUUCUUAAUUGAGGUGCUGGAUUUAAUGCUGAUGAAAAGUAAGCAUCUUCCUUACUGAAGACAAACUAGACCUGACAAGGUUCUCUCCUCCCCUUGGGCCUUCUCACUUGUGCAACUCAACCUCACUGAAUGUCUUGAAGGUUACACUAUUCCCAUGGGCUUAAUGGUUUCAUGGGCCAACAGACAGAAACCAUGAUCUCUUGUUUCUUUUCCCCAAGAGAAAUUUAUUUUCCAAAGAAUACAUUCUCUUCUUUUUCAAGACCUCAUGGAAACAAAUAAGGAAAGGUUAAAAUUCCACAUGGAAUAGUUGUAAUUACAAAGUGUGUGAAACUUUCUGACUCUACAAACAGAACAUUUAUGGUUGUUCCUGUCCUCAUCUUCCAGAGGAGGGCUGAGGUUCCACUCCUGUGGACAAACAUAAAGUGAUAAAAUAGGACAGUGGAGUUGGAAUUGGAAAUCUCUUCCAUGUCGGUCUCCUUUUUCAGAUUCAUCAGGUGAAAGGACAGACUUCAUGUUUAUUUGAAACUCUAGGAUGAUCUUUAGUGCCUCCCAAAGCUAAAUCAAUUGUCAUACAACAACAUGAUUGCCUAAGUAAAAAACCUCACUUGGCCAUGUUGUACUUGGAUAUAUGAUCUCUAGAAACUGAGAUCAUGAAUGGAUGUGGCUUUAGGUCUCAAGUUUGUGGGAAUUUGUUAUAGCAGCAAUAGAAAAUUAAUGCAUCCACAAUAGGAAUAUCAUAUAAAAACUUGCCCAAAAGUGUUGGAUAAUCAAUAGCUAAGCUUUGAGCAUUUUCAAAGAAUUACCAUAGAAUGCUUAAGCUCAUGAUCUACUUCUGCUUACAGUCCCUCAGGAAUUGCUUUUUUUAUAUCUUUGCUUCUACAGUUUUUUAAAACUCCUCUGCAGAAGAACACAUCCAUUUGUGUAUGGAUUCAUUCAUCAAAUAUUUAUUAUUUAUCAACUAUGCAUGUGCCUGGCACUCAGUUGGGCAUUUGGAGAUAAAAAUCUGACAAAUGAUCACUGCACAUCAGGAACUCAAAGAUACGGAAACAGAUCAUUGUACGCAGUUUGAAGGUUAUAGUUUGUCACAUAGGACUCUUAAACCAGGUAGCAGGGAACUUGGUGAAUUUGCCAUGAUCAGGAGUCUGGCUGUCAGUACAGGGGAAGGAAUCAUAAGCCUUAUUGUGAUGGCUCAGUGCAGACAUAGUCUCUCAGAGGUAGACUUGUAUUAAGCAAGCUUAUUAUGGUUGAUAUAUAUUAAUACAAAUCCAAUUAGAUCUCAUUAAAAUACAAUACGAACUACAUCUCUAAAACCAAAUGGGAAGUUCAAAUCAGUGCCUUAUCUGCCUGUAGGCAAGUACAUGGAAAACAAAAUUAUUAUAAUCAGGAUGACCAUCUAAUAAUUUACAAUAAGAAAUUAAACUGUCAAGUUGAUUGGUCCUACAGGCACAUUGGCUCUGUACAGAUAACAAAAUGGGGAGCCAGAGUAUGACAUCAUGAGGGACUUAAGUGUUGUUUGCUAAAACAGCCUGACAGAUUCUCACCCACAGCAGGGAGCACCUUACUAGGGAAAAAGGAGCCCUUGCUUAGUAAAGAGUUCCUCUACAUUUGAGCACUGCUGGACAGGCUUAUCCAGCUCUACCUCUUUGCUGUACUUCCACACCCUUUCACCUAUUUCCCACACAAGUUUUGUGAAAGAGUGGGCUCCUGGCUGAUCAGCUAAGAUGCUGGUUUAGACAACAAUAUCAUACAUUGGAACACCUCAGUUUGAUUCCUGGCUCUGGCUCCAGCUUCUGACUCCAGCUUCCUGCAUUAAUGACUCAGGUAGUUGGGUGCCUGUCACAUAGGAAAUCUAGAUUGCAUUCUUGGCACCUGGUUUCAGUCCUAGCCAUUGUGGGCAUUGGGAGAGGGAACCAGCAGAUAGAUAAAUGGGUAUCUUUUUCUCUCUUUCUCUCCCCCCCAAUAAAUAAAUAAAUAAAUAAAUAAGUUGAAUUGAAAGUUAGGUUUAUUUUGGUACAAAAAACUUUGAAAUGUAUGCAUAAUUUUUUCAUAAUUCACAUUUUCCAUGAAGUUUUUGAUGUACUCUCAUAUUUUCAUAAGAGAAUAAAAUAGGCAAUUAUUUUUUUACUUAAUAAAUUACAAUCUUUUUUAGUUCUUUAAGAUUACUCCUGAGUCCUAAAAUUUGUGAUAUUCUUAUAUUUUUAUUUCCACAUUACAGGGCAGUCUUUUGGGUUUUUUUCUCAUAGAGGACUAGUCAACACAAUAUAAUAACUGCUGUAAUAGAAGUGUAUAGAGGGACUGAUGCAAACUCAGGAUAAGAAGAAACUAACAGUUAUUGAAUUCUACUAGGGACCAAGUACUGUGACAAGGAUUCUACAUGUAUUAUAUUGUGUAAUCCUGUAAGAACCCCAUCAUGUAAGAACUGGAGAUUAAGGAACCUAUCCAUGGUUACAAAGCAAACAAAAGGUAGGACCAGGAUUUAAGCCUAAGCCAUUUGAGCCCAGAGCUUAUGCUCUUAACUCUUAUGCCAUACUGUCUCUCCUGAAUAUUUUGGUCCUUACACCUACUCAGCAGGAUGGAGAGGUGUAUCAUUCAAGGCUCAGUUGCAGAAAAUAGAAUCUAGUCUAUUAUUUUAAAUAGAGGGAUUUAAUGUAGGAACUUGGUGCUUAUCAAGUCUUUGGGAAGGAUGGAGAAGCAGGCUGGGCCUCCAGAAGUGAUUCUCAUAUCUCACUGUAAGACUGGCCUGCCCAGAGAGCUUCUGCUUCUGCUUAAUCAGGAAGGCAGGGAAUCAGGAAGCUGCCUCUGGAACUGCUGCAUUCUGGAACAGUCCAUUAAUACUUCUCAGUCCUUAUCUUUAUUAGUAAGCACCACAGGUUAAUAAUUUAAAAAAUUUCCUUCCCAUGAUUGGUAGGAGAAAGAGCAGAAGUACAACCUCCGCUUUGAUUUUCACCUUCUAAGUCUAGCUUAAGAAUAUCUGAUUGGCUAAACCUAAAUAAUAUCCUGUACUAUAGCUGCAAGGGAGCCUGGAAAAUGUUAGUGUUAUAUAUCCUAAAACUGUAGUUCUGGAAGGCAUGCAAGAUGGAAGGUGGAAUAGGUAGUGGGCACCAGUCUCUGUGCUGUGGAGGAGUUCCAGGCUCCAAAGUUGAAGUAUCCAAAGUCAUAUAAUGAUAGGGGUGAUCAGGCUCUCAUCAAGUUGGUUACACUCCAAGCCUCCUGUUUAUCAUAGCCUUUUCCAUUGCCUAAAUCAGCCUUAGUGGGAAACCAGCUGUAUUAUAAGGAUGGCUUCAUGAAGAAACUGGCUCUUAAAUGAUAAACUAUGGUCCUGGGAAGGCAAUGAGGGGGACAGGGCCUGUGGCUGCAGGUGGAUCCUUUAUCUCACUCUCCCACUCUGUGUGGUUCCUUUUUCGGAAUCUCUGAGGAAUCAAUUCAGUGGCUAAUCUUGGCGAGAGCUAAGUAGUGAGCUUUUUGACCUCCAUGUUUGAGACCUCUGGUUUUUUUCCUUAUUUCAUUUUUUCAAGUGUGUGUCAUUCUUGCAUGCACAUUCAAGCCAAAGAGAUGGCUGAGGGUUGGGGACACCAGGUGGUCAGCUGAUUGGUGCUUGUGGGUUGUUUGAUCCAUGCCUUGUCUCUCCCUGGAAAGGGAGGGAAGCCUCUACAUAGAGAGGCAGCAGCCACUACAGUUCCGAGCGUGAAGUCGGACUUCUCUCACACUUGUGUGUUGAGGAGACUCAGAUGUUGGCCUCAGCUCCUGGGCUGAACUCAGCAGAUCAGCCCGUGUCUGUACUGAGAGAAAGGAAAGGAUCGGCCAGAGAGCAACAACACCUAUUAUCCUGGGCUUGGCAGCAAGGAAGAGGACAGGUGGUGGAAAUCUUGCAAUCUGAGAAGCAGACUGAAAGGUGACAAAGAAGCUAAAGAUGGGUGGUGGAGAGAGGUUUCACAUUCCAGCCCUUCAAUCUAGAAAUAUUAGUAAGAACCAACAACAGCUUAACAGACAGAAGGCCAAUGAUCAGAAUUCCCAUAUGCAGAUUGUUCAUAAGAAAAAAGAAAGAGGACAUGCUUACAACUCAUCAGCAACCACAUGGCAGGCCAUGCAAAACGGAGGGAAGAACAAAAACUUCCCAAAUAAUCAAAACUGGGGCUCGAACUUGGCCAGUCCUUGCUUACUUUUUAAGCCACAAGCCAAUCAGAACUAUUCUGGAGCCAAAUUCAGUGAGCAGCCAUCACCAAAUGUUCUUCCCAAACCUCCAAGCCACUGGGUUCCUGUUUCCUUUAAUCUUUCAGAUAAAGAAAUAAUGACAUUUCAACUUAAAACCUUACUUAAAGUACAGGUGUAAAACAGAUAAGUGCUAAUGUUUAAAUUGGCCUGAAACAAAUUUGACUACGGAGUUUACUCUAUUUGUGUAAAACUAGUUAGCGUAAGCAUACAUCAUCUCAUUUGUUUUGUGUGCAUUGUGAUGUAAAGGUAGGAUCAGUGCUACUUAAGGUAACUAAUUGUACUUCAUACUAAAUGUCCUCAAUUGAGUAACUUUGAAGUGAAACAAUUCAAGUUUGGAUUCCUGUUGAA
Messenger RNA from Oryctolagus cuniculus (rabbit), 8465 nucleotides. Lineage: Eukaryota; Metazoa; Chordata; Mammalia; Lagomorpha; Leporidae. The record is from RefSeq and is a predicted model, not a curated record.